CGACCUGUCUGCACACACCACGCUGAACAGCGCCAUAGCUUUCUCAUACUCUGAGCUCCUUCCUAGACGAAGGCUGAAAUUGAACGAAUCGCGAGCGCCAACCUGUGGACUCGUACGAUGGCUGCGUAUUGAGCACUGAGCUGACGUCGACCUCUGGACUACACCCACGAAUAUGACGAGCAUCGUCCUGCUGCCCGAGGACAGCGAGGACACUACGAAGUAUGACGAGAGGGGGUACAAACGACACUUCCGAGGGUGGUUGAGCUAUGCGUUCGCGAGUGAAGUGUUCGUGGUCGUGUCCUUGACACUCUUUCUUCCCAUCUGCCUCGAGCAAUUCGCUAGAGACAACGGCUACCUCCUUCCUGACCGCACGCAACCAUGCAAGGCCGCCCAGAACACCACUGUUGGACCUACGGCUGAACCGGGCCAGGCGCGCUGUGUGGUGAAACUCGGUUGGGUAUGGAUUGACACUGCGAGCUUCAGCCUGUAUGUCUACUCAGUCUCCGUCGCCCUCCAGGCCCUCACUGUGAUCUCCAUGGGCGGAAUAGCAGACCAUCCACCCCACCGCAAACGCCUCCUCCUCGCCUUCGCCGCGCUCGGUUCGUUCGCUGCGAUACUCUUCCUUGCAGUCCCCUCUUCCACGCAAAUAUGGCCCAGCGUCGGCCUCCUCGCAAUAUGCGCCAACGUCGGCUUCGGCGCAUCCAUCGUCGCCUUGAACGCAUACAUCCCGUCCCUCGCACGGUCCACACGAGCGGUAGUAACCGCACAAGCAGAGCUCGUCCGCCUGCGCGAGCUGCACGCCCGACGAGCCAGCGCAGACCCCGACGUAUACGCCACCACGCCAGACGAGCGCGGGCCCGAUGACGGUGACGGUGCCGCAGAGCGCCUCCUCCAGCGCACGACCGCAGACAGAGUGCACCCCGACGUGUUCGCCGCGAAGCUCGCGCACGAUACCGCGCUCUCCGCCGCAACCGCGCGCAUCUCCUCGCACGGGAUCGCGCUCGGGUACGGCGCGGGCAUCUUCAUGCUCCUCCUCGCGCUCAUCCCCGUCACGCGCCUCGGCGGGUCGACGUUCGCGCUCCGCCUCGCGGUCGGCCUGAGCGGUGUGUGGUGGGCGCUGUUCUCGCUGCCUGCGGCACUGUGGCUGCCCGGGGCGGCGCAGCUCGGCGCGAGGAUCGCGCUGACGCAGGAGCCUGGUGAGGGCGAGGCGGUGGAGGAGAAAUGGAGUGUUUGGCGGGAGAUCGUGGGUGCGUGGAAGAGGCUCGGGGGGAUGUUGAGGUGGCGCGAGAUCAAGCGGCUGCGCAACACCUUUGUCUACCUCGCUGCUUGGUUCUUGCUCUCUGAUGGGUUCACGACCAUCACAUCCACCGCGCUACUGUUUGGGAAGACGACAUUGGGGAUGCCGCCGUCUGCGCUGAUCCUCAUCGGUGUGCUCACCCCUAGCGCAGGCAUCCUCGGCUCGCUCGCCUGGCCGCUCAUCCAGCGCCGUCUAGCAUGGUCGAACCUGCGCAUCCUUGUCGUCCUAGUUGUGAUGGCGUCGCUCAUUCCGGCCUACGGCUGCCUCGGGUUCCUCCCCGUGUUCCAGUCUGGCGUGAAGUUCGGCGGCCUGACGACAUGGGGCGAGAUGUACGUCCUUGCUGUGUACUUCGGCUCGGUAUAUGGGGCCUUCCAAGGCUAUGCUCGCGCAUUCUACGCAGAACUCAUCCCUCCAGGCGAGGAGGCGCGAUGGUAUGGCCUGUUCUCGAUAACUGAUAAGUCGAGUUCCUUCGUGGGUCCGCUUUUCGUGGGCCUCAUCGCGGACACGACGGGAAAUAUCCGCUAUGCGUUCUUCUUCCUGGUGUUGAUGGUGUGGCUGGCGGUGCCUAUAUUGAUGUGUGUGGACGUGGAGCGCGGACGAGAGGAUGCCAGGCAGUAUACAUACGACCAGGAGAUAUAGCUUGGGUGAGCGAACUUGUGAUAUGCUUGGACUGUAAAUUAGCAGUGUCUCCGCUUUCAACGCUUCAUGGGUUGUGACUAUCCCGGCGGAAUGCUUUGAGAUUGAUAUAUCUCAGACAGAGAUCGCAGCUCUGACACUUGGGCUUUGUG
Molecule: messenger RNA, 2085 nt
Organism: Rhodofomes roseus
Lineage: Eukaryota; Fungi; Basidiomycota; Agaricomycetes; Polyporales; Fomitopsidaceae
Product: autophagy-type protein 22
Exons: 9
Coding region: 173-1936 (587 amino acids)
Biological process (GO): amino acid transmembrane export from vacuole
Source: RefSeq, a predicted model, not a curated record